This is a messenger RNA of Onychostruthus taczanowskii (white-rumped snowfinch), 1627 nucleotides long. RefSeq names its product interleukin 7 (gene IL7). NCBI's taxonomy places the organism in Eukaryota, Metazoa, Chordata, Aves, Passeriformes, Passeridae. The transcript has 5 exons. The coding region runs from base 122 to 661 and encodes 179 amino acids. Gene Ontology annotation, molecular function: interleukin-7 receptor binding; growth factor activity. Gene Ontology annotation, cellular component: extracellular region. Gene Ontology annotation, biological process: immune response. The record is from RefSeq and is a predicted model, not a curated record.
GCCGCGGCCCCUCUGGCCCCUGCGCGGCGCUCCGCGGGCUGCGGGCGUCAUGGCCGAGGCGGCGCCGCCACCAUGACCGCGGACCCGUCGGCGCAGCUCCCCGACAGCCUCCGCACGGACCAUGUUCCAUGCCUUUUUUAGAUCUAGCUUACCAGUUCUGCCACUACUCCUUGUUCUGUCUCCAGUGAAUGCAUCUACUUGUGCAAUGGGAAAUAAAACAGCAGAAAUCCGUGUGAAGUAUGAGAAUGUACUAAGUCAUGACAUCAGUGAGCUGGUAAAUAUGUCUGCAGAGAAUCGUGACAGGUGCUGCAAGAAUAAAAAAUAUGAAAAUAUCAAAGUGUUUUUCUGCAAUGAUACUGAGGAAAUAGAAUCACUACAGAGCAUGGCAUGCAACAUGCUCAGAUUCUUUAAUAAGCAGAGAAUCAGCAAAGCCUUUAGACAGAAAGCAGCAUUCGUCUCAUGUGGGACAUUACAAGUUCUACAGUGUAAAUGUGAAAGACCUAAAAAAGAAAAGGUUUGCCCACACGUAUUUCGUUUAGAAGAUACAGAGACAGGUGAACAGUCCAGAAAGAAAUGUAACCACGAAGUUUGUGAACUAAAAGAAAAUAUAUCUAGCCUUCGAUCCUGCUGGAAUAAAUUUGAAAAAAUAAUUUCCAGGUGAUUCCAGGUGAAUCCUGCUCUUUUCUUUCGAAGUGGCAUUACUUGGUAUCUUUGCAUUUUAUAUGCAUUCUUCAAGUCAACUUGCUCACUUAUAUGAACACUUUAUGCCAGAAUUCUGAUGGAAAGCUACUGUACCUUGUUCCUGGAGAUACAGAAAUAGAAAUGGCUGAACGAAGCUGCUGAAGUCUGAGAAGUGGAAAUAGACCACCAUUUGAAACAAAUAACUCUGCAGAGGUCUAUGUCCAACCUUUGUGCUCUGGAAACUACUCUGAAUGUUCUGAUUUUUCAAGUAACUUUAUAAUACUGUCAUAUGAAAGCAGCCACUUACAUGUCUACUGGAAUUUAUAAAAAACAUCUUGGAAUCUGAAGGUGAAGAAAAAGAGUAUGAAAGAGUAGCUGGUUUCUUUAUAUCUAUGCAAAACACACCAAGGACCAAAAGUUACAAUUUACCAAAGCAGCAGAUUAUCUUGGAUAUGUUCUCCUGACACAGAAGUGUUUUUGAUGGGUCUGCUAACUGGUUUGGGUUUGGAAAAACAGGGAAAAAGUUAGCUUUUUGAAAAACUUAGGAAGGGAACUGAUUUUUGAGAGAUGCAGCAUGCUUCUGCUGGCUGAAGCACAGACAAGACAGAAUCCUGUAGAAGAAGAAAAAGAUGCCUGAAUGCAAGUUGCUCAGUUGACUGGAAACAGCACUACACUCAUUAAUUUGAUCAACCCAGAGUUAGCUGCAGGAGGAGCUAGAAUUCCUUAGCUUCAGAUUGUGAUUUCUCAUAUGCAAUUACUUUAUGUAACAUGUUUUAAGAUGCUAGGCAAACAUGACUUAAAAUAUGUGAAUAUUGUCAGAGAAUAAUAUAUUGGCAUUUAACUAAUAAAGUGCUCAUAUUUUAUUUUGAAUAAAUAGAAGUAUUUUUAUAGUUAUUACUCUUUUGUAGUUUCUUACUUUGAUAUAACUCCUUUGGUAAUAAAAUAU